Messenger RNA from Symbiodinium necroappetens, 413 nucleotides. The record is from the annotation of a GenBank genome assembly. NCBI's taxonomy places the organism in Eukaryota, Dinophyceae, Suessiales, Symbiodiniaceae.
GAAGCGUGAAAAGACGUGGAUGCGACUUGUCAAGGUCCGUCGGUCCGGGAAACUCCACCCGGCAGGACUUCUAUGGCUUUUUCAAGUUUCUUUGGCAGAGGCGGGAGUCCAGGCGCAAGUUGGACCCGGACUUCUUCGCCAGCUUCACCGACGCCGAGUCGACCUUCGAUGAAGACGGACAGCCACGUUUUGAGGAGGUUUCAGGAAAGUCCAUCGGCUGGACCGAAGCAGGCUUGGCAGACCUACGACCCAGAAACAGAGGAUGUGAGCUGGCGAGCCAAGGCGCCCGACUGGCAGCUCAGGGGCUUUGGGAGGUCAAGGGCGGGAAGGGAUGUGCUUUGCAGACACUUAGACUCACGCAUACUCACGACAGCUUCAUGCUUUGUGCAAGGGCUGGCAUUGGGACCUGGUAA